Messenger RNA from Saccostrea cuccullata (small rock oyster), 2312 nucleotides. RefSeq names its product beta-1-syntrophin-like. Gene Ontology annotation, biological process: DNA replication. Lineage: Eukaryota; Metazoa; Mollusca; Bivalvia; Ostreida; Ostreidae. Gene Ontology annotation, molecular function: protein binding; structural molecule activity; DNA binding. Gene Ontology annotation, cellular component: intracellular anatomical structure; nuclear origin of replication recognition complex; dystrophin-associated glycoprotein complex. The coding region runs from base 51 to 2054 and encodes 667 amino acids. The transcript is spliced from 11 exons. The record is from RefSeq and is a predicted model, not a curated record.
GCGUAUAUGUCUUCAAGCUCACGUGAUACAAAUAUUAGUCACGUGAUACGAUGGUUGUCAAAAUGGCGGCCAUUUCGCCGAGGUCGGGAUCUUUCGAGGUAUACAUACGGCAGCAGUGGUGUAAAGUAUUUGUAACCUUAAAUGAAGACAGUAUAACGUUGGCACUUGAUGAAAAUUUGAAUAAGUCACUUCCCCUUAACAUCAGUGCGGACAGCACGACCUCUAGACAUGACCAAUUACCUGAAUCUAUUGCUGGACAAAAGCGGCUUGUGAGAGUAAUCAAGGAGGAACAAAAUGGACUGGGAAUUAGCAUCAAAGGAGGCAAAGAAAACAAAAUGCCAAUACUCAUUAGUAAAAUAUUUAAAGGGAUGGCAGCAGAUAAAACAGAAAAAUUGUACGUCGGCGACGCCAUCUUAUCAGUUAAUGGAGAAGAUCUGAGAGAGGCAACCCAUGACGAAGCUGUUAGAGCACUUAAAAAGGCCAAGAAAAUCGUGGAACUUGAGGUGAAAUAUAUCACAGAUUUCAGUCCCUGCUUUCGGAAGAUUUCAGCAUUAAAUGAAUUAGGAUGGGGAAGUCAGGAGGCCCAGAGGGAUGCAGCCAGGGCUAAUUGGACAGAAACAAAAACUAUACCACUGAAACUUUGCUACCUAUGUCGAAAUCUCAGUAUGUCUGACCCAGAAAAACGCACUAUUGAAUUACAUUCACCUGAUGGAAAAUCCACCUGCAUUAUAAGAUUUCCAGAUGCAGCCAUUGCCAGUGAUUGGUUUAAUGCCAUUCAUUCAAAUGUCACGUUAUUAUUAAGUCAGUGUAUCGUAGAAGCAAACCAAGUUAUGUCCUCAGCUCCAAACUCCAGAGAAAUUAAACAUAUUGGAUGGCUCUCAGAACAGCUUAUGAAUGAGCAGGGAAGUUUGACUUGGAAGCCAGUAUUUAUAGCAUUAACAGACAAUGACAUGCUCCUGUAUGACACAGCUCCCUGGAGUAAAGAAGAAUGGGCUACUCCAUUCCAAAGCCACCCCCUGCUUGCCACAAGAUUGGUACAUUCUGGUAGACUCAGUAAUCCGAAUGCAGGGACUGAUGUCCUGACUUUUGGUACAAGGUGUGGCACUCGAAAUGGUGUUGAAACACACAUAUUUAGAGUGGAGACUCAGAGAGAUCUAGCCUACUGGUCCAGAGCGUUAGUCCAGGGGUCUCAUGGGGUAGCAGCCAUUAUCAAAGAAGUUACUUGCCGUGAGUUUGACGGAAUUAUGAUACUUCACCAUAUGAAGGCCAGACGCUUUAAAAUGAGCAGUAAACAUGUGAAUAAUAUUUCACAGAAGUUGAAAAUAACUUCUCCCACAAUUUUAAGUAAAGCAGAAGAACUAUCCCAGAUGUUGGAUAUAAAAGUUGGGAGUCAGGCCUUAAAUGCUCUGAAUUUGACGGGCUCUUGUCCUGUUGUCAUGUGCUUGGAAUUAGCAGCUAAUACUGUAGGAAAGUCAAUUAACAAGGAAGAAGCUUUGAAAUUAUCUGGAGUGAAUAAGAAAGUCUAUGCAAAUGGCCUGAAAGCCCUGGAGAGUAUGUUGGAUCUAUCAACCAAGGUCACUGUUAAAGAUCUUGCUAUACAAUUUGGAUGUACACCUGCCACUGAGCUAGCAACAAAAACACUUAACAGUUAUGAAGAGGACUACAAAUCAAAGUCAUGUAGAGACAUGGACUUCUCAUCGCCUAUGUUUCAAGCUACGGCACUUUGUGCAGCUUGUAGAAAACUCAAGAUAAAGAUAGACUGGAAUAAACUGCGAGAAGUGUGCAGUAUCAAAAGAUCAACCUAUGAUAGGCUCGUAACAGAAAUGGAAAUCCAUGCAGUCAAAAUGAUAGAAACAAAGACAGUUGAAAAGAAGAAAAGAGUUAGAGGACUUCUGGAUGAAGUUGAAAAACACCUCCAAGAUGAGGAAGUUUCAAAGAAGCAGCAGAAGAAAGAACAGGAGGUAGAGGAGGAAAUUGAUGAAUACGAGGUGUGGAAGAAAAAAAUUCUAGCAGCGGCAGCCAUAGCCAAGGAAAAAGAGACAAGCGCUACUUGAUCGAGUGGUGAUUGUGUGUGAUUGACAUCAAGACCAAGGGCAAUGAAAAAGAGACAAGUGCUACCUGACUAAGUGGUGAUUGUGUGUGAUUGAUGUCAAAAUUCAAAUUUUUCAUAUUGAUGAAUGUAUUGGAAAUGAUGUGGCGAAAAAAAAAACUGCAAUAAUGUGAAAAUUUAUUUAAGAUAAAAAAUAUAUUGUAUAUGUUUAACAUAGACAUGACUGUGUAUCAUAAUUUACAUGCUCAGCAUUCUAAAUAAA